AUGGUAGACCAAGGCCAACAAGCCUUUGUGGACAUCCGGCCACUCCUCCAUCGCCUCUGGCCCGAUCCCGCCAAGGAAAACGUAACAGCUAAGGAAAUUGCCGACGCCCUCUCCCUCAUCUUUGUCAACAAGCUCAGCCCCGUACAAACCGGGUCGCUACUCACGGCUCUGCACUUCACCGGCUUGGACCGACGCCCCGAUGUCCUCGCCGAGGCCUCAGCUGCGAUGCGCUCUCACGCAGCGGGUAUCGACCUCACCAGUCUCGAAUCUGUUAUUGCGAGGCGUCGGAGGCCCGAGGGUAAGUAUAACGGUGGGCUGUGCGACAUAGUUGGUACAGGCGGAGACUCCCAUAACACGUUCAACAUAUCCACCACCUCCUCUAUCCUCGCUUCCUCCUUACUUUUGCUCGCUAAGCACGGCAACCGCGCCUCGACCUCCAAAUCCGGGUCCGCGGACCUUCUCAUGAACAUGCAACCCAAACCUGCACAGUUAAACCGCAUCAAUCCCUCCACCAUCUCCACCGUCUACGGCGCGAGCAACUAUGCCUUCCUCUUCGCCCCCGUCUUCCACCCGGGAAUGCGCCACGUAGCACCCGUACGCAAAGAGAUCGGCUGGCGCACAAUCUUCAACCUCCUUGGGCCUCUCAGCAACCCGCUCUCCUCCGCCAUCGAAGCGCGUAUGCUCGGCGUCGCGCGCGACGACCUAGGCCCCGUCUUCGCAGAAGCGCUACGGCUCUCCGGGGCUAAGAAAGGGUUAGUCGUAUGCGGCAAGGAGCAGCUAGACGAGGUAUCCUGCGCAGGCCCGACAUUAUGCUGGCAGCUCGUUGAGCACGCGAACGGGAACGUCGACGUUGAGCACUUCACACUGGAGCCAGCGGACUUCGGCCUAGCCGCGCAUCCGCUGGACACCGUGUCCCCCGGCAAAGAACCCCACGAGAAUGCGGAGAUCCUGCGGAAGCUGCUGCAAAACGAGCUCCCCCGCGACGACCCGAUCCUCGAGUUUGUGCUUAUGAACACUGCCGCGUUCCUGGUCGUCGCAGGCGUGUGCGAUGCUGAUGAGAGUAGCAUGGGACCGGGGGACGACGGCAAGAUUGUAAAGGAGGCCGGGCCCGGAGGCGGGAGAUGGAAGGAAGGUGUGAGGAGGGCAAGAUGGACGGUGGAGAGCGGGGAGGCUUGGAGGCAGUGGAGUGCCUUUGCGGAGGUUACCAAUAGCCUGCCUGCCUGA
Molecule: messenger RNA, 1224 nt
Organism: Annulohypoxylon maeteangense
Lineage: Eukaryota; Fungi; Ascomycota; Sordariomycetes; Xylariales; Hypoxylaceae
Product: anthranilate phosphoribosyltransferase
Exons: 2
Coding region: 1-1224 (407 amino acids)
Biological process (GO): L-tryptophan biosynthetic process
Cellular component (GO): cytosol
Molecular function (GO): anthranilate phosphoribosyltransferase activity
Source: RefSeq, a predicted model, not a curated record